AUGGCGUCAGUCAUCUCUCUCUCAAACGCAAUCGGAUUCUGUAGCAGCAAAAAACACAAUACCCUCUCUUUCCGUUCAGAAGGAGUUGACAUGAAGAUUCUUUCGCGGCGGCACGGUUGUUCAAAAGUUGGAAAUGGCCAAAGAUGUGUUCGAUUGUAUGGCCUAUUUGGAGGGAGAAAAGAUAGUGAUGACAAAAGUGAUGACGAACCUUCUAAGGCAGGAAUUCUUGGAAACAUGCAAAACCUCUUUGAGACUGUGAAGAAGGCACAAAUGGUUGUACAAGUUGAAGCAGUGAGGGUGCAGAAAGAACUUGCAGUGGCUGAGUUUGAUGGUUAUUGUGAGGGUGAGCUAGUAAAGGUAACUCUGACAGGAAACCAGCAACCCUUAAGGACAGAAAUCACUGAGGCAGCUAUGGAAUUGGGAUCAGAAAAACUUUCGCUUUUAAUCACUGAAGCAUACAAGGAAGCACACCAGAAGAGUGUCCAGGCCAUGAAGGAAAGGAUGAAUGAUCUUGCACAGAGCUUAGGGAUGCCGCCUGGACUUGGUGAAGGGUUGAAAUGA
Vicia faba (fava bean) is the source of this 561-nucleotide messenger RNA. NCBI's taxonomy places the organism in Eukaryota, Viridiplantae, Streptophyta, Magnoliopsida, Fabales, Fabaceae. The record is from the annotation of a GenBank genome assembly.